Molecule: messenger RNA, 2446 nt
Organism: Phalaenopsis equestris
Lineage: Eukaryota; Viridiplantae; Streptophyta; Magnoliopsida; Asparagales; Orchidaceae
Product: BTB/POZ domain-containing protein At5g66560-like
Molecular function (GO): protein binding
Source: RefSeq, a predicted model, not a curated record
AUAAAAUUGGGCCGAAAAGAAAAAAAUUGCAUUAAAAGAAAGAAAUUGCAAAUUUAUCCUGUCCGUCGACCGCCGGUCAUCAAUGCUCUCCACAGACAAAAAAUGGCUUCAAAUCCAGAAAGAAAUUAAAGAGGAAUGAAUCUUAAAGAGUAGAGGAAGAAGACGAAUGGCGGGAGAGAAGAUCGUCGCAGUUGCAGGAAGUCAAGCAUGGUUCUGCACCACCGGCUUGCCCAGCGAUGUGAUCAUCGAAGUCGGUUCCAUGAGCUUCCAUCUCCACAAGUUCCCGUUGAUGCUGAAGAGCCGGAAACUCCACGAAGUGUUAUCGGAACCAGAGGAGGAGGGAGAAGUAGGAGAAGGAGAAAUCCGUCGGAUUUCUCUGCACGACUUCCCUGCUGAAUCCGCAGCCUUCGAGGCGGCUGCUAAGUUUUGUUACGGCGUGAGGAUCGAUUUCUCCUCCAUCACUGCGGCUCCUCUCCGAUGCGCCGCCGAGUACCUCGAGAUGACCGAAGAUUUCGCGGAGGACAACCUUGCUAGUCGUACGGAGCAAUUCCUCACCCAAUCGGUCUUCCACAGCAUUUCCCAAUCCGUGAAAGCACUUAAGACUUGCGAAACUCUGCUUCCUCUCGCAGAGGAUCUACGCAUCAUUCAGCGAUGCAUAGACAAGAUAGUCAGCAGCGCCUGCGCAACCGAACUAAGCUCCCUCUUCAGCUGGCCGGUUUCCGAUCGCCGCAAAAAUGGGAUCCGAUCGGCUAACUGGAUGGAAGAUCUCACCAUUCUUAAUCUCCCUUUCUACAAGCGUGUAAUAUCCGCGAUGAAGGAGAGAAACCCUAGCGCAGAGCUCAUAGAGGGCUCUCUGGUCUGCUACGCCAAUAGAGCCAUCCCCGGGCUUUCUCGAUCCAAGCGGAAUGUUAAAACAUCGCAGCCGCCAUCCGAGCCAGCUCAGUUAGAUCUACUCGAAACAAUAAUCAUCAAUCUCUCACCGGGGAAGAGCUCCGCAUUCAUCACCGCCCAAUUUCUCUUCGGCCUACUUCGAACCGCGAACAUUCUUCACUCGCCCGAAUCUCUCAAAACGGCAUUGGAGAAGAAGAUCGCCGCACAGCUCGAGCAGGCCACGAUCGACGAUCUCUUGUUGCCGAGCUAUUCGUACCUAGUGGAGACGCUGUACGACGUGGACACAGUGGAUCGGAUUCUUCGAUACUACAUUGAAGAAGCUUCUUCUGCGACUGCAGCGGUGGAUUCAUCGGAGAACAUGGAGAGAUUCCCGGCGAGAAACGGGGAGCCGUUCCUGGCGGUGGGAAGGUUGGUGGAUGGGUACCUGGCGGAGGUAGCUUCGGAUGCUAACCUUCGGAUUGAUAAGUUCUGCGACAUUGCGCUUGCUCUGCCGGACCAUUCUAGGGUUUACGAUGAUGGCCUCUACCGCGCCAUUGAUGUCUACCUUAAGGCGCACCCAUCCUUGACGGAGACAGAGAAGGAGAAGUUAACCGGGGUGCUGAACUUCCGGAAGCUAACCCUAGAGGCCUGCACCCACGCCGCCCAGAACGAGAGGCUCCCCCUUCGAGCAGUUGUUCAGGUCCUCUUCUUCGAGCAGCUCCAGCUCCGACAGGCGAUCGCCGGAACCCUAUUGACGGCGGAGGAGGAAGAUCCACCACCGGCCGCUCAGCCGCCGCCGCCGCCGCCCGCGCCCCCCGCCGCCGCCGCCGCCUCCGGCCGAGGAGGGAGAUGGCGAGCGGCCGCGCAGGAGAAUCAGACCCUGAGGCUGGGGAUGGAUAGCAUGAGGAACAGGGUGCAGGAUCUGGAGCGGGAGUGCUCUAGCAUGCGCCGUGCGAUCCAGAGGAUUGAUCGCAGCGGGGAGGCCGGAGGAGGGCGGCGGCCGCCUGCCGGGGGGUGGGGAUCUCUGGGGAGGAAGCUGGGGUGCAAGUCGAGAACGCAGGUUUUCGAUUCGCAAGCGGUGGGGACGAAGAUGUCGGUUGAGGAGCAGAGCUCGAAAAGAUGAUGGUAAAUUUACAUCCAUAGCACAUAAUUCUUGUCUAUUUACACAUCUCACACGGAAUUUUUAUUAUUUUACAUACAUAACACUCUUGGUGUUUUAAAAUUAGGCAUGAAAUUGUGUUUUUUCAUUUUUAAGGGCUGUCUUGCAAGAAAUUGUUGCAUCAGGAGGCCUGAUUGCAUUUUUUACAUCAGAACUCUAAUCAGAGUCUGCCACGUGUACAGACAGGCCCCCAACCGGUCUGUACACGUGGCAAGUCCUAAUUGGAAUCGUAAUGCAAAACUGCAUGAGGACUCCUGAUGCAAUAUUUUUUCCUUACGAGCAGAUUGAGCCUCGGAUUUAAAGGGUUUUAAAUGACUAAAAUAGAGCUCACACCAGCUAAAUGCGAUGUGAGUGUUUUUUUGUUUUUUUUGUCGUGAUAUUAAAAAAUUUAGUGAUAUGUUUGUAAAUAUGAAAGUU